Trichoderma breve is the source of this 984-nucleotide messenger RNA. RefSeq lists its product as uncharacterized. Gene Ontology annotation, biological process: regulation of DNA-templated transcription. The transcript has a single exon. Bases 1 to 984 code for a protein of 327 amino acids. Gene Ontology annotation, molecular function: DNA-binding transcription factor activity, RNA polymerase II-specific; zinc ion binding. Lineage: Eukaryota; Fungi; Ascomycota; Sordariomycetes; Hypocreales; Hypocreaceae. The record is from RefSeq and is a predicted model, not a curated record.
AUGGACCUUCGCCAAGCAUGUGAUCGAUGCCAUGACAAGAAGCUCAGAUGCCCAAGACCGCCGGGCUCUCUGUGCUGUAGCCGCUGCACCAAGGCCAACGUCACCUGCGUCUUCAGUCCGCCAACGAGACCAUUCCGAUAUCCCCUAGGCCAGAAUCAUAAUAACAAUGGCUUUGACUGGCCCGAUCUCAUCGUCUUAGAUCAACAGCAACAGGAUCAUCAGACGCCAAGUCAAGCGUUUGAGACGCCAGCCCUGACCGUUUCGGAGCGACUUGCUGGAGUUCUAUCUGCCCUGGAUCGCAUGUUGCAAGCUAUGCCGUCAUCCCUGGACAUGCAUCACGUUCCGAGGCAGCACCUAAGAGAAUACGCUGACAACGUUGGGGACAACUUUGACUUGCAGUCAACUUUGGAUGGCCUCCUUCACCACGCCCAGGAUCUCGCCUCUAUGUACCCCGAGGCCGCGUCCGCCGCCAUCAACAAACGCACAACGGCUCCUGAAUCGGAUGCCAUCUGCGCUGUUCCGGAUUGCAUACAUCAAGAUCGUACGUCCUUGCAUACAACGCCCUUGCCCAAGGUAGACAACGCGCUGUUAAAUCUUGUCAUGGCGUGCCACAUCCGUCUUCUCGACAUUAUGGAUACUCUUGCAGAGCAUGGCCGAAUGUGCGCCUUUAUGGUCGCAACCCUUCCGCCAGACUAUGACCCCAAGUUUGCAGUUCCAGAAAUCCGCGUUGGGUCCUUUGUUGCCCCUACUAAUACUGCCGCUUCAAUGCUACUCUCUGUGCUUGUGGACCUUCAAACUAUACUGGUGGACAGGAUCAAGGAUGUGGCCACCAUCAUUAACCAGGUAAAAGAUGACCCACGAGCAGCCAGAGAGGCGAGAGUGAUUAGCCUUCAAUGCGAGAUUCUUCAAGAACGCGCAGAGUCUACGUUGGGAGAGUUAUCCAACUUUAGGGAUGGGUUGGUGAGUGCGAGGCUGCUAAGAUGA